UUUUUCUAAGGCGUAUUUACAAAGUACUGGCGGUGACGUCCCUUGGCGCAUGCUCGAGCUUCUUCCUUCAUUGCUCUGUUGCUUGUAUACAAAGUGCCACUACUACAACUCCCAGAUUAAUUAUCCCGCUCGCAAGAGAGAGGGUUAGCUGAACAUGGCACAUCUCUCACCGCUCAAUGGUGCCCUUCUUGUAGGGUUGGCAACUCUCUUCUGGACUUUCUUCGUGAAGCUCUACCAAGCUCGCAUGCUGCUGAUAAGCCGUCGGCGACAAGGACUACCUGUGGCACCGAACCAUUCAUUCCUUUUCGGGCAUCUGCUGUACCUCAAGUCUAUUCUUGAUCGCCUUCCGAAAGAUGCACAUUACCAGUACGGCUUUGGGACAAUUGCUCGAGAAAAGUUCUACGAAACCGGAGCCUUCUAUAUGGAUCUAUGGCCAAUGAGUGGUCUGUUCCUCACCGUCGUGUCCCCACAGAUUGGCGUCGAGAUCACGCAGACAAACCCAAAACUCACAUCUGAACGCCCCAAACUACUUCGCCGCUUCUUAAAACCCAUCACUGGUGGCCUGACUAUAUUCGACCUUGAUGAGAAAGACUGGAAGCCAUGGCGAGCGGUCUUCAACAAGGGGUUCCACAGUGAGCGGAUGUAUUCCCUCGUGCCAAGCAUGGUCGAAGAGGUACAAGUCUUCGCUAGAACGCUGCGUGGUCUUGCAGAGAAGGGGCAAAUCUGCUUCCUAGAUCCAAUCACACUUCGUUUCACCAUUGAUAUGAUUGGAAGGACUGCCAUGAAUACCUCAUUGAAUGCACAAACAGGUUACAACACUCUCGCAGACCGAAUGCUCAGCCAGAUUCGAUGGCACAGCCCCAACGCGGAAGUCAACCCCUUCAGCCAUCUCAAUUUUGUGCGCUCAUUUGUGCACUGGAAGAAUGGUCGCCAGAUUGACCGCUAUAUUGGAGCGGAGCUGGACAAGAGAUAUGAGGACUACAAGGCUGAGGCGAAAAGCUCCAACUCGAAGUCGGUGAUCGAUCUAGCUCUCCAAGAAUAUCUCAAAUCCUCCGAAAAGCUUCCUGUAAAGCUCGACCGCGACUUCCGAGCUUUCGCAAUUCGCCAGAUCAGGCUCUUCAUCUUCGCAGGGUAUGACUCUACAGGAAGUGUGAUCUGCUACUGUUUUCAUCUCUUAUCCAAGCAUCCCAAAGUACUUGAACGCCUACGCGCAGAGCACGAUGAAGUUCUAGGCUCUGAUCCAGCAGCUGCGGCCUCUCAGCUCGCCCAGGAACCCCGCGUUGUAAAUAGCCUGCACUACACCCUCGCUGUGAUCAAAGAGGUUAUGCGACUCUUCGCGCCUGCUGGUACAACCCGCGCCGGUAAACCUGGCGUCAACAUUACUGACGACACUGGAAACGUACUUCCCACCGACGACGCCAUACUCUGGAUCUUGCAUGUUGAAAUGCAUCGCUCAGCAAAGUACUGGCCCCGGCCCGAUGAGUUCUUGCCGGAGCGCUGGAUUGUUCCUGCCGGUCACGAGUUGCACCCUCAGCCCGGCGCUUGGCGUCCCUUUGAGCUUGGACCGAGGAACUGCAUUGGCCAAGCACUAGUGCUCAUUGAGCUGAGAGUCAUUUUGGCUUGCUUGAUUAGGGGCUUCGAGGUAGAGCCAGCGUACGAUGAGUGGGAUGCUCAGCAUUCGAAGAAGGGUGUUAAAUUGUAUCGAGGUGAGCGUGCUUAUCAAGUCGAGCAGGGAGCAGCACAUCCAGUGAACGAGUACCCUUGUCAUAUCAGACUGACUUCAAGAAUGUGAUUGGAGAUCUGAGCGAGGCUGUAAAUUGGGACUGUAUCUUCGAACGGAUAGCUACUAGUAACGAGGCACCACAGCGUUGGACUUUUCGCCAAGCGUGAAUGGGGACAGAACCAUGCGUGUGCUAAAUUACUUAUCCUUACGGAAUGCCGAGGGAUCAUGAGGACAUCUGGACACUAAUCGAGCAUGAGCGGAAAGCUUGAUUAUGCAUGUGCUUUAUCUCACGAGUCAGACCCUCGACCUAGAAUCGCCCUUAACUUAUUUAGGAAUAGACAGAACUUCUAGAAACUUCUAAACUAAUUAAAA
Messenger RNA from Lindgomyces ingoldianus, 2095 nucleotides. RefSeq names its product sterigmatocystin biosynthesis P450 monooxygenase StcS. Lineage: Eukaryota; Fungi; Ascomycota; Dothideomycetes; Pleosporales; Lindgomycetaceae. The coding region runs from base 155 to 1792 and encodes 545 amino acids. The transcript is spliced from 3 exons. The record is from RefSeq and is a predicted model, not a curated record. Gene Ontology annotation, molecular function: iron ion binding; heme binding; oxidoreductase activity, acting on paired donors, with incorporation or reduction of molecular oxygen.